GAUUUAUUUAAUAAUAAAUAAAUAAAAUCUUGUAAUUACGAAAUUAUUAAAGUACCUAGUAUUGUUAUUAUUAAAUCGAGUUUCGUGCGCCAGAUGCUUGCAGUGAUCGUCGCCAGUGAUUUUCGACGUCAGUGUCUCCAGGAGAAAUAUCGUUGAUAACCGCGCGGGACUGUGUCUUCUCCGUACGGUGAUCUUCAGCGCGUGUGUUCGCCGCCGCUGCGGGAUCUCGUCGCGCGCAGCCGUCGCUGUCUCGCCCGAUGGCUCUGAACGCCACUACGUGUUACAACAAGGCGGUGAUCGCGGGCUACGGGUCGUCGUACCCCAGUCCGCUGGCCGCCUCGGCCGGCGUGCCGUCCGCCCUGAUGGUGGCCGCGGCCGCCGGAUCCGCGGGCGGAUCGCCGUCGUCCCGAUCCGGAUCGUCCGGGUCCAGUAGCGGGCCGUCCGGGUACCGCGUCAAGGACUUCAACGUGCCCCUGCACGUUGACUGUAGCGUCGAGUACGAAAUGCCAAGCUCGGCCAAACCGCCGGUGGGCGGUAAGGUCGAGCCGCUGCUCAUGAUCCACCCGUCGUAUUACCGGAAGGCCGAGAGUCGGACCCGCAGCCUGUUCGUCAACAACAUGCCUGCCGCCGCGUCCGCGUCGUCAGGCCGAAGCAGACCGUCGGCAGCCGCAGCCGCAGCCGCCGCGGCCGCGGUCGGUGGCGUCUGCGGUAGGUCCGGCGUCUCUGCCGCCAUCGCGAACGCCGCCGACGGACCGCCGCCCGCGAAAAAACCGUAUGCUGGACCGGCGCCCGGAGUGACCGCUUCCACCGCGGCCGGCGUUUACGGCAUGGUCACCGGUGCCGUGGCCGCUGCCGCUGGCGCGUCCCAAUGGCCCCCGUUGGGCUCCAGCGCCGAGCACCAACACCACGACGGCAAACGCACUCUGGACAUGGUCCAACGGCAAUACCAACAGCACCUGCAGGCCAGUCUGCCGCCACCGAUGAUGACGGCCGCCUUGCCUACAGACAAAACCCACAUGACAGUGCCGAAAGGGUGUUCUUGCUGCCAGGCGAAAUUAUUAAAGCGCAAAGCCCAACAACCGCCGUCGGUGCCUCAACAACCACAGCAACACCAUAUCCACCAUCACCAACAACAACUACAACAACAGCAUCUACCGCAACCACCUCAUUUACAACAACAACAACACCUUCAUCACCACCAGCAGCAGCAACAGCAACAGCAGCAGCAGCAACAUCAUCAACAUAUCCAUCAUCAGCAGCAGCAGCAGCAGCAGCAACACCACCACCACCAACAACAACAACAACAACAACAGCAGCAGCAGCAGCAACCACAACACAUCCAUCACCAUCACCAUCAUCAGCAGCAACAACAGCAGCAGCAACAACAACAUCAAGAGUACCACAAGUCGAGGCAAAACGAACCGCCAACUCCUCAGCUGUGGGGUUUUAACGGCACCAUCGCUGCGGUGUUGCGCAACGAGUACGCCGGCAAACCGACGAAAACGUUGGGACGCAUCACCGACCCGAUCAACAACAUCCUGACGCCAACGUACAUGUUCUGAGCGUCGAAGUUGUGAUGAUAUUUUUGUUGUAUUUUGUGAUAGUUAGACUGUUAAUCAUUAAAAACCGCGUUCGGAUCGAACAGAUCUACGAGAAGAAUAUAAUAUUACAAUUAGGUAUGAAACUUGUACGAUGAAAAUAGUAAUAAUCACAUAUAAACCUUUAUAAUAAUAUAUGUUAUCAUUAUUAUUGUACCUAAUAAUAAUAUUAUUUCAUGUACGCGCGCGUUUAGAGCGUGUCGUGAAUUCAAAAAAAUUUUAUUAUACAUAGUUGUAGACCGCAACGGGAAUAUAUAAUAUAAUAUAACGACGAUAAUAAUAAUAAAAAUAUCAUUAACAAAAAAAAAAAAUAUACAUAGAUAAUAAUAUUGUAUCAUGCGUUCAAGUUCUCACAUGUAUUUCUUAUCACAAUACGAUGUAAUGUGUUGUGAUCAUAAUAUUAUUAUUGUCAUUAUACCGUUCGUAUGCGGUUAUGACAAUGAUAAUAAUUAUGAUAAAUAUAAACACACGCGCAUUUAUAUUAUAUUAAAUUAUGAAUAUUAUGUGUAUACGUUUGUAGUGAAGAUGGCGUCCGGCCCACCACCCUGGCGUGGCGGCGGGGGUGUCGUGUGUCCGCCGCGUAGUUGUCAAACGUCAGAUUUUGUUUUGUUUUUAGCGGACACCCCCUAUCCACGACCACCGGACGUCCGGAACGUAGGUACACGUUUAAUAUAUUAUUAUUGUGUAUGUUUAUUUUUUUCAUUUUUUUUUUUAUUUUUUCGCCAAUACGACGCACGGACCUGACCAUAGAAACGUGCGUCGUCGUCGUGUACAUUUAUUAUAUUAUAUUACAUUAUAUUAUGUACUAUGAUGAUUCCAAUUUUUUGUUCUUCUUCUAUAUUAUAGUUCGUGCGUGUCGCUUUUUGUUGUGUUGGCUGUGAAAUAUUGUGAUAAUAAAAAUUUUAAAAAAUAAAUAAAAAGAAGAAAACGCACGAAAAAUGAACUACUCACCGUUUUUCGAUAAAUCCUGAAAAUUACCAACCGCCGUUUUCUCCAAGGGUAUAUCUGAUAAUAUAUAUUGUAUUAUAUUACAUUAAAUUUCUUGCGUAAAGACUGAACGAAUAUAAUAUCUUCAAAACAAAUUAUAUGAAUAAAAGACUGUAGCCCUUUUACAGUAUAUAUAAUACAAUAAUAAUAUAUAACUAAACAGUCAGGGGGUAUGAAAAUACCGUAUAAGUUCCUUAUAUGUAUAAAAAUGAAAAUUUUACCUACCCUUUUUAGUUUUCAUUGGAAACAAUUCCAAACUAUAAACGUGUUAUGACCGACAAUAUUAUUUUCGUCUGAUACCGAACGUAGACGUUAUUGUUAAAAAGAAAAUAGAAAAAAGCGAUAAAAAAUUAAUAAUUUAAAUUUUCUUUAGAUACAUAAUCGUUGUCAUCAUCAUCAUCAUCGUCAUAAAUCAUAAUUAUAGUUAUGAUAUAAACAUAAAAGUGUACAUUCCUAUAUAUAAUUUUAUCAUUAUACAUAUUUACGACUUAUUAGGUGUGCCUGUUUAAUUUGUGUAAUUUUUAUCUAGUCUGGUUGGAUAAUGGGCCAAAGAGCUAAACAUACAUAUUAUAUUUUUUUUUCAUACGAUAGCGCAAAAUAAUAUCUACAGCGUGUUCACGGGAGGGGGGGGGGCUUCGUUCAGAAUAAUCACUCACAGGCCUAAUAAUAAUAAUAAUAACUAAAUAGGUCUAUAUACGAUAGGACUCGAUAACGUUCGAGAAAAAAAAAACGAAAAUAAAUACACACUCGAGUACACAUUAGAUAAUGCUUUUUAUUUUCUUUACAAACAAUAAAAAAAAAAUGGUCGGCCUGUGAUACACCUUGAUAAUUCUCUGACAUAUUUUUCCAUUUUUUCGUUAUCGUUUAAACUUUUUUUUUUUUUUGAAUAACAUUUU
Diuraphis noxia (Russian wheat aphid) is the source of this 3481-nucleotide messenger RNA. RefSeq lists its product as uncharacterized. Lineage: Eukaryota; Metazoa; Arthropoda; Insecta; Hemiptera; Aphididae. The record is from RefSeq and is a predicted model, not a curated record.